Messenger RNA from Seriola dumerili (greater amberjack), 2703 nucleotides. RefSeq names its product E3 ubiquitin/ISG15 ligase TRIM25-like. Gene Ontology annotation, molecular function: protein binding; zinc ion binding. The transcript has 8 exons. Bases 111 to 1547 code for a protein of 478 amino acids. Lineage: Eukaryota; Metazoa; Chordata; Actinopteri; Carangiformes; Carangidae. The record is from RefSeq and is a predicted model, not a curated record.
GUACGAAGGUAAACUCAGCAGUGCUUUCACUUUUAGCGAUGUGUUUACAGACGACAGAAGACAAACAACACUGAGGCCUUGACUUAGCUUUAACUUUGAAGGGAUCAAGAAUGGAAGAUACAGAGAAAACCCAACUCGAGGAAAUGUUAAUGUGCACAGUGUGCCACGACAUCUUCAAGGAUCCUCGGCAGCUGCCCUGUGGCCACAGCAUGUGUAUGGGCUGUCUGGAAAACUUGAUGGAUCACUCCUCAGACCUUCCCUUCCGCUGCCCCGACUGUAGGUCUUUUUUUGGACAGAUUGUCGAGGUCCAGAAGAGCUACACGCUGGCUAACAUCGCAGAAAACUUCAGGGAGAACAGGAGGAGGAGGCAGGAGGAGCAGACAAAAGUUGUGUACUGCGACUGCUGCCCAGAGAAAAAAACCUUGGCUAUAAAAACGUGUCUGAAGUGUGAGGUGUCUAUGUGCAAAGAGCAUGUCAAGGACCACCAGGAGCUUCCAGUGUUCACGGGACACCCAGUGGUCAGGCCUCUGGGUGACCUCCAGGCGAGGAAAUGCCCACAGCAUGAAGAUGAGGUGCUGAGGUACUACUGCAACACGUCCAGGCGCUACAUUUGCAACAUGUGCGCCCUGGAGAGAAAGCAGCACAACCUCGCCAGUGAGGCCUCCACUGUCCUGCGGAGACAGCUGACUGAGUACAUGGACCAGCGCUUCACAGCGCUCAAGGAGCAAAUCACAGAAUCCACUGACUCCGUAAGAAAACUGAAAGAUGACAUCCAACGUGAGAAACUUAAAGUGAACCCUGCUGACUCGUGCCUCAACAGCGUCACAGUGGUGCUGCUCUGUAUGUGGUUCAUCGUUCUGUAUUAUGCCUAUAACUACUCUGUGGAAAAUCAGACACUAAGAGAAUCACUGGACAAGCAGCAGAACCGUGUGCAUCAUAUCUACUCCACCAUUGCAGAACUCUUGGUUGAGCAUCCAUUGAAGAGCUACACACCUCCAGAAACAGAAGAUAAAGGAUUUCUCAUGCUGGACGUGGACACUGUCAGUCCUUUCCUGGGAGUCUCUGCUGACUUCCAAACAGUGGAGAGAGUGAAAGGCAAGCUGGGUUAUCCCAACAGUAUCAAUCGCUUUGAUGAAGCUCCGCAGAUCCUCUCAGCCCGGUGCUUCUCCUCUGGUACCCACAUCUGGGAGGUGCAGGCUGAGGGGUACUGGGACAUCGCCGUGUCUUACAAGAGCAUCCAACGCAAGAGCAAGUACAACAGUGCCUUUGGAAACAAUCGAGAGUCCUGGAGCCUAACACACAACGGCAAUGGCAAGCUGUCUGCUUAUCAUAAUGGUGCGAAAACAGUUCUCCCUGGAACCCUGCAGAGCAGCCGAAUAGCAGUGAUGGUUAAUUUUGAGAAAGGCAACAUCACAUUCAGCGCUGUGGAGUCCACCAUCACCAAGCUGCAUGAGUUCAAGGCUAAACUGACUCAGCCAGUGUGUCUGGGUUUGGGGCUUUACCGUGUGGAUCCACCCAGCCGAGCCUCUAUUGUCAAAGCUUCCUGAUUCACAAUUCAGCUGCAGCUGCAUCCAGACUGCCUUAGGUCCAGUGGCUUUCUCUGAAAGCAGAGGAAUCUAAGAGAAAAGACCAAACUAAGUCAAAGCUAUAAGCUGAGCUGCCUCAGGUAUAUUUUUGUAUUGCAGAUUCUUUUAUGGUUUGUAUAUUAUGUUUACUUAACUGGUAUUUUCUUUGAUUGUAGAUGUUUAUUUCAACAUCAAUUUAAGUGUGCAAUAUACAGUAUUUUUAUACAAAGUGUUCAUAAGAGGGAAAUCAAUAUGGGGCUAUGAUUGCACUGUGAGACAAUAUAAUUUAUAUGUAAUAAUAUAUUUUUAAAAAAAUACAUAAACCUCAAUGUUGAAGCUCUUUUAAUGAAUGAUAGACAGUUUUAACACUUUGACAGGAAAAACAACCGUGUUGUCCAAGGGUUUAGGUUUGUAUAUGAACUGUCAGGACAUGUCCCUUCCAAUAUUUUGGGAGGACAGAAUUGUCCCUACCCUAUUUGAGUGAACUUGUUUGCACUAUGUUUGGAGUGAAGUAAUAUUAGAUAAUUCCAAUGUCCCUCCAAAAGGCUAUGUCUCCAAGACAACCGAUUUAGGCAUGCUAGAAUUUGAUUGACUGAAAGGGUGGGGGCUAUCUGAAGGCUCAAGUCAUUUGAGAAUAUCACAGUGGAUACUUAACAUCAUCAGGAAAAUGUCAACUGAUGUUAUUUAACCAUGUUAGCUAGUGUUAACUAGCAAGCUAACCCUGGCUUCUGUCUUUUGUAGGCUAGCAGUGAGGUUGCGAGAAGGAGUAAACCAAAAAAUGGUGGAUAUAUCAAAGUAUGAUUUUAAUUUCUGUUGAAAAAUGCCAUGAAAAUGUCAUCAUGAAUACUAUGACUUAUACCUUUGUAUACGAUAUUAUGCCACGGUAGUGCAGUGGUACAGUGGUUAGAACUGUCACCUCACAGUGAGAAGGUUCUGGGUACGAACCCUGGGCCUGGGGGCCCAAUUGAAGCUUGCAUGGAGUUUGCAUGUUCUCCUGUCUGCGUGGAUUCUCUCCAAGUACCAUGGCUACCUCCCAAAUCCAAAGACGUGCACGUUAGAUUUACUGGCAACUAAUGCCUUAAUAUACUAUGAAAUUUUUAUACCAUAAUAUACUAUGACAUUUUUAUGCCUUACUAUA